Sphenostylis stenocarpa is the source of this 330-nucleotide messenger RNA. The record is from the annotation of a GenBank genome assembly. NCBI's taxonomy places the organism in Eukaryota, Viridiplantae, Streptophyta, Magnoliopsida, Fabales, Fabaceae.
AUGGCUAAAGACAACGUUCUCACUCGGGUGGCGACAGGUGCCGCCGUGGGUGGUGCUAUUGGCGGCGCAGUGGGUGCUGUUUAUGGGACUUAUGAUGCAAUUAGGCAUAAGGAAAAUGAGACCCUGAAGUCAAAAGCUCCUGACACUAGAUUGUUUUUAAAAGAUCCAUUUUACGAUGUUUUCUUCACUAAAAGAGUUGCUUCUUUAAAGGCUCCUUUUAAAUUUGUUCCUGGACUCCUCAAGAUAAGGCAUAUUGGACAGACCACUCUAGGAAGUGCAGCUGUAUUUAGCCUGUUCCUUGCAGCAGGAACCUUGAUACGAUCUCACUAG